GGAAAUGGCCUCGGAGGCGGUGAAGGUGAUCGUGCGCUGCCGGCCCAUGAACGAGCGCGAGAAGGCCCUCGGCUGCAAGGCGGUCGUAAGCAUGGAGAGCACGCGGGGCCAGUGCUUCCUCCAAAACCCCACCGCUGCCAGGGAGCCCCCGAAGCAGUUCACCUUCGACGGGGUGUACUACCAGGAGCACAACACGGAACAGAUCUACAACGAGAUCGCCUACCCGCUCGUGGAGGGUGUCACCGAAGGCUACAACGGCACCAUAUUUGCCUAUGGCCAGACUGGCAGUGGGAAGUCAUUCACCAUGCAGGGAGUUGUGGAUCCUUCUACACAGAAAGGCAUAAUACCCAGGGCAUUUGAACACAUUUUUGAGAGCGUACAGUGUGCUGAAAACACCAAGUUCUUGGUGAGAGUUUCCUACCUGGAGAUUUACAACGAAGACAUACGAGACCUUCUGGGAGCUGAUACCAAGCAGAAGUUGGAGCUGAAGGAGCACCCAGAAAAAGGGGUGUAUGUGAAGGGGCUCUCCCUGCACACCGUGCACAGCGUGGUACAGUGUGAGCAGAUCAUGGAGACAGGCUGGAGAAACCGAGCAGUGGGAUAUACCCUCAUGAAUAAGGACUCUUCCCGCUCCCACUCCAUCUUUACUGUCAAUAUGGAAAUCUACACCGUAGAUGGGCGAGGGCAGGACCACCUUAGGGCCGCAAAACUCAAUUUAGUGGAUCUGGCAGGAAGCGAGAGACAGUCGAAAACUGGAGCCACAGGGGAGCGGCUCAAAGAGGCCACCAAAAUCAACCUCUCCCUCUCGGCCCUGGGCAAUGUCAUCUCGGCCCUGGUCGACGGCAGGUGUAGACACAUCCCCUACCGAGACUCAAAGCUGACCAGGCUGCUACAAGACUCCCUUGGAGGGAAUACCAAGACCCUGAUGGUAGCGUGCUUGUCUCCGGCUGAUAACAAUUAUGAUGAAAGCCUCAGUACUUUGCGCUAUGCUAAUCGAGCGAAAAACAUCAAGAACAAGCCCUGUAUCAACGAGGACCCCAAGGAUGCUCUGCUGAGGGAGUAUCAGGAGGAGAUUAAGAAGCUGAAAGCCAUUCUAGCUGAACAGAUGGGUGCGAAUAACUCGUCAGGGCUUCUACCUGCUGAGACUGCUCACCUGGCAGAGAAGCCAGCUCCCCUCAAACCCCAGUUAGAUCUUGAAGCAGAGAAGCAGCUCAUCAGAGAAGAGUACGAAGAGAAGCUGGCCCAGCUAAAGGCCAGCUACGAAGCAGAGCAGGCGUCCCGGGCCCGCCUCGAAGAGGACAUCAGCAGCCUGAGGCAUCACUACAAUCUGAAGCUGUCUGCUCUAGAGGAGAACCUCAGGAAGGAAGCAGCUGCUGUGAGGACUGAAACUACUCCUGACAUGACACCUCUGCCUGUAGACGCUACAGCAGGGGAAGGACCAACAUCAGCCCAGGGCCCAGAAGCACUUCGGACUGUCCCGGAUGCCUGCGGUGUGAGCAGGGGGAGUGCUGGAGCAGAGGGGGCUGGCGCAGAGGGGAUUGCAUUGCCUGCAGACCAGCAGCAGGUGCUGGCCAGGCUGCAGAUGCUGGAGCAACAGGUAGUAGGAGGGGAGCAGGCUAAAAACAAGGACCUCAAAGAAAAGCAUAAACGCCGGAAAAAAUACGCGGACGAGCGGAGGAUGCAGCUGGUGGCUGCCCUGCAGCAAUCUAACGAGGACAGCAGUGACUGGGUCCUGCUUAACGUCUACGACUCCAUCCAGGAGGAGGUCCGAGCCAAGAGCAAGCUUCUGGAGAAGAUGCAGGAAAAGCUGCGGGCUGCUGAGACUGAGAUCAAAGAUCUGCAGUCGGAGUUUGAGCUGGAAAAGAUCGAUUACCUCAGCACCAUCCGCCGCCUGGAGCGAGACGUGAUGCUCUUCCAGCAACUGCUGGAUCAGGUGCAGUCCCUCGUCCGGCGUGACUGCAACUACAGCAACCUGGAAAAGGUCAAGUGCGAAUCCGUCUGGGACGAGGAAACUGGCUGCUGGAAAAUUCCAGAGCCCGUCAUUCAAAAAACACGCCUGCCUGCAGCAGUUCCUGCCCUGCCAGAGCCCACACCCGCCCGACGGAGCCCCCCGGCCCAGCGCGGCGAGCCAGCGGUACGGCGCGGUUCUCUUUUAUUUUCUAUUCCUAUUUAUCCCAUUUCUGCCCCGUGCGCUGCUGACGCCGUUGCACGCUCGCAGCCUGAGCAGGACCGCUACAAGCUGGUGCUGAGCAGGAGCGGCAGCGAGGCCAUCGCCAGCAGCUACUUCCGAGCCCCGCCAGCCCGCGGGACCCUGCGGCCCCCAGGUGAGCCCGUCCCCUCCCGCACGCUCCUUCCCCCGUUGCGAUUCCCGAGGGGAGCGCGUCAGGCUGGGCACCUGGCCUCAGCAGGGCCCGCCCGCAGGAUGAGGCCGCUUCUGGCCUCCCGCGGGGGGACCCACCGCGCCCCCCCCCUCUUCUCUUACAGCCACCCCGGGGCCGCAGGGGGCUCAGGGGGGCGCCUGCCCCCUGCCCCGGCCCUUCCGCCUGCAGGCCCUGGCCCCGGCCCCGCCGCCCACCGCCGCCAGGCGCCACAAGGCCAAAGCCGGCGCUGGCCGCCGCCCGCUCUGACCGCGCCGCGCCCGGGCCUCCGGCUGCGCGGGACGGCGCCGCAUCUGGCCGGUUUCGCAGCGAGAGGCUCUCGCUCGGCGGCGGGGCGGGCUGGCAGCCGCCGCGUUGUGUCGCGCCCGGUUACCCCCAAUAAACGGUCCGACAGCGCCAUUUUGGGGUCUGUUCCUGCGCCGGGGCGGGGUGGGAGCGGGCCGGGCCGGGCCGGGCCCCGCCGCCAUCUUCCGUACGGCGGCCGCGCGGGGUCAGGGCGGCCUCCCGGUGAUUGGGCGGCGGCGCGGAGCUGGCCGCCGCUGGUUGGGAGGCGUGGGUGCGGCGCCUGGCGCUGA
Molecule: messenger RNA, 2953 nt
Organism: Falco peregrinus (peregrine falcon)
Lineage: Eukaryota; Metazoa; Chordata; Aves; Falconiformes; Falconidae
Gene: KIF17
Product: kinesin family member 17
Exons: 12
Coding region: 5-2953 (982 amino acids)
Biological process (GO): microtubule-based movement
Molecular function (GO): ATP binding; microtubule binding; microtubule motor activity
Source: RefSeq, a predicted model, not a curated record